This is a messenger RNA of Mesocricetus auratus (golden hamster), 2384 nucleotides long. It is a transcript of the gene Mmd2, whose product is annotated as monocyte to macrophage differentiation associated 2. Gene Ontology annotation, molecular function: pore-forming activity. Bases 205 to 1110 code for a protein of 301 amino acids. The transcript has 7 exons. Gene Ontology annotation, cellular component: membrane. The record is from RefSeq and is a predicted model, not a curated record. Lineage: Eukaryota; Metazoa; Chordata; Mammalia; Rodentia; Cricetidae.
GCCCCCGCCACCAUCUGCUCAGGAUUUGCUAUCCCGAGACUCCUAGCUCGGGGGCUCGGGGCUCCGGAGGCAGCCGAUCAGCUCUGCUCAGGGCUCUGGAGCUGCCCAAGGAUCCGACACCCUUCCAACCUGCUGCGCCUCCCGCAGCGGCUCCCUGCGUUCCCGCGUCCCAGCCCCGGGCCGGGCGCUGAUGGAAUCGCGGCGAUGUUCACUCUGGCCAGGUUGCUGGAUUUCCAGAAAACAAAAUACGCAAGGUUUAUGAAUGACCGAGUCCCAGCUCACAAGAGGUACCAGCCCACAGAGUAUGAACACGCAGCCAACUGUGCCACCCAUGCUUUCUGGAUCAUCCCCAGUAUCCUUGGCAGCUCCAACCUCUACUUCCUGUCUGACGAUGAUUGGGAGACCAUAUCUGCCUGGAUCUACGGCCUUGGCCUCUGUGGCCUCUUUGUGGUAUCCACCAUUUUCCACACAGUCUCCUGGAAGAAGAGCCAUCUCAGGAUGGUCGAACACUGCCUGCACAUGAUCGACCGCAUGGUCAUUUACUUCUUCAUCGCGGCCUCCUAUGCUCCUUGGCUGAACCUUCGGGAGCUGGGCCCCUGGGCCUCCCACAUGCGCUGGCUGGUCUGGGUCAUGGCCUCCGUUGGUACUAUCUAUGUCUUUUUCUUCCAUGAACGGUCACAUGACUCCCAUUACCUGUUGAUGUUGCUGGGCAGCAUACAAGCCAAAGAGUUCCACACAGAGAGAGUCUCUUCUCAUUGUGCUGGUCUUCAACAUCAGGAAGUUGUGUGCUCUGUCCCUCCUUGGAAGCUUGUCCUGAGGCCACAUGAUCUGUCUCCCCAGGUACAAACUUGUGGAGCUGCUCUGCUAUGUGGUGAUGGGCUUUUUCCCCGCCCUGGUCAUCCUCUCUAUGCCCAACACCGAGGGCAUCUGGGAGCUGAUGACAGGAGGGGUCUUCUACUGCUUGGGCAUGGUGUUCUUCAAGAGCGAUGGGAGGAUUCCCUUUGCCCAUGCCAUCUGGCACCUCUUUGUGGCAUUUGGUGCUGGUACCCACUACUAUGCCAUCUGGAGGUACCUCUACCUGCCCAGCACCCUGCAGACCAAGGUGUCUAAAUGAGGUGACCCAGACUCCAUGGGUCAUUUAGACUUUGGGAUCAAAACAUCAUGGGAAGUGAACUGUGAAGUCUAACCCAGAGCAUAGUGCCAAGGUCUGCCUGCCUUUUCCUGGAUGGAAUUCUUUAAGGGUCUAAGGUCCCUUUCAGUGACAGCCAGACCACCUUUUGAGUCUCCAGCAAGGAAGAAAACAUUUAGUCAUCUCUGUGGAGAAGAAAUUAAUUCAGUACUGUAUUUCUACUUUAGACAAAUGACUUUUUUUUUUACUAUAACCAAUAUUAACAUCCUCAGAAAAGGGCAAAAUAGGGAACGAUCAUCCAAGAGGUAAUUUUUAAGGUCCUGAGAACUUCCCUUUCUGGUUCUGGCGAAAGUCACCUAGCAUUGUAGAUGACAGAUGGGGACUACCCCUGAUCAUUGUGGACACCACCAAUCAAUUGCAGCAUUAGUAGAAUUCAACAUAGUGCCACAUGCAGACAUUACUAAUUGAUUCUGUGCUCAUCACGGAACUUCUUGGCUGCCCUGAUAUGUUAAGAGACAAGAUCACAGCUGAGCCAUUAGAAGUCACUGUAUGGAGGAGCAUGCUUAUCUCCAGACACCAUUACCUUCUAUUCCGUCCUGUCCGCCUUCAAGGAAGUUCUUAGUGUGGGAUGUUUGGAGCCAGUGUGGGGAAACCAAGGCAUACAUUCCAAGCAGCGCUUACCCUCUGCUCCACCAUGGCUGGUCCAUGGUUUUUGAGGAGCUGAGAGCUGGGAUGAGGGUGCUGCUACUUGGCCAUUUCUUCUCAUCUCACAGAAUCCAGAGAAACUAGGAAGCUGCAUUCACCAGUUUUUUCUUGGUAUCCUAAGAUGGCUCUCUGAGGUCUCUCUGAUGGGCCCAGCGUAGGGUCUUCAUCUGUCAGAAUGUAUGGAAUGUCUGCAUUUUACAUCCCCAACCUCUGAAGUGACACGUCAGCUAAGAACAUGGCUGUCAGGGGCUGUCCUCAGCCACCUCCACUUCUGGGCUAGCCUCGUCCUAAGACGCCACCUGGACACUGGAUGAAUGUUGGAGCUGCAGGCCUGCUCCUGACUGGAACUGACACCUCAGACCCUCUGGAAGAAGCUACUGGAAAUCCAAGGUCUUAUUCAAUGACUGCCAGCCAGAUGAGUGUGGGCGAGGGUGGGUCAAGACAGGGUGCCUUAUACUUUGUUCUAGCACAUUCCAAGGUAUUUCAGGGCUUCAGCACCUGGAAUCCCAUAUGUCAAAACCAGUAUUAAAUCAAGUUUAUGCAUUCCUCA